CGGCCCCGGGGACCCCGCCGGAGGUGCAGCGAGUAACGGCAGCGAUGGCCCCGCGCCGCCGCCCUGAGGGGGUUGAGGUGGCGGCGGCUGAGCUCGCCUCGCGCCUCCAGGGCUGCCCCGGCCCGGCCCGGCCCGGCUCUCCGGGGCUGAUCGCGACUCUCUCGUGCGGCUGCCUCCGCUCCGGGGCUGGGAAGAGCUCCAAGGAAAGGGGAGAGGGCGGGUGGUUGUGUGCGGCUUGUGCGGGGCUGGGGUGCCGUGGUGCCUCAGAGCCCCCUUUGAGGGGUCCUGGGUGUUACGGGGGUGCACAGACAGGUACCGGCGUUUAACUCGCAAAUUAUGCUCCAGUAAAGCUCACUAUACCAAGUGGAGAUUUCAGCAGGAGCUACACCUGUGUGCCCAAAGGAGGAUCUUCAUCAGGGAGUUUUGCUGGAUACACAGACACGUUGCUGGAAAACAAUGUCCCUUGACUUUGAUAGUGGAACUCUACAAACACAACAUGAAGAUGAAGACUAUGACCAAGAAGAUUAUGCAAGAGAACAAGAGUUGCAACAACUGUUGACAGACCUUCCCCAUGAUAUGCUGGAGGACAGUGGAGACCAGCUCUCCAGCUAUUCAGACUGCAGCAUUCAGGAGACUGAGCAGCAAUCACAUGAGCCUGGGAAGCACGAUGGGAGGUGGAAUGAUCAUCCAUUGAUAAGUGAUCCUCAAAAUGGCUAUGAACAAGGACAAAAUAUGUACCCUGAACAAUUCUUGUGUGACCAGCAAAAUGAUGACGAGAAGAAACUUUUAUAUGAUGUUAAAGAAGAUUACCGUGGCCAGAACGGUCAAGAGGAUCCUGAUGAUGUGUAUCUUGGUAGAGAUGGGUUUAACUCUCCAAGUUGCUACCAACAGAACAAUGUGUAUCAUCUUCCUGAAAACUUCAGGCCAUAUACAAGUGGUCAUAAACCAGAGUUUAACAGUCAGCAAAAUAAAAUAAUAAAUUUUCCAGAUGCUCCAAAGGAACAUCUUAAGCAAUUUGUUGCAUCCGAUGUUGUCAGUGGCCAAUCACCAGAAUCUUACAAAGUGACUUACAAACCAUACCAAAAUGGCAUUCAUCAAAAUGUUCCAGUAGUCCAAGAAGGAAACAGAAGAAAUGAAGUGUUUGAAGAUUUGCAACGUGAAUUCUUGGCCAAUGAUGACAAUUCUACAGAAAAUAUGCAGAUUCUUCAACUUCAAGUUCUAAAUAAAGCAAGAGAAAGACAACUGGAAGAAUUUAAUGAAAAGCUAGAGAAGAGUGCACAGCAGAUUAGGUAUUUAAAUCAUCAGCUUUCGAUGGUCAAAGAUGAAAAGGAUGGUUUGGCUCUUAGUCUUCAUGAAUCUCAGAAACUCUAUCAGAAUGGAAAAGAACGGGAAAUGCAUCUUGAGGGUCAAAUCAAGGCCCUUGAAACUCAAAUCCAGACUCUUACUGCCAAUGAAGAGCAGAUGCUGAAGCAAUCCAAGGUGGCAGAGGUGGCCAUGGAGAGCUUGCAAAAGCAGCUGUUAGAACUUCAGCGAUCAGAUGCCCUUCAGCGAGCCAGAGAACAACAUGAGACUAUUGUUUCAGCACUAAAGCAGAAGUAUGAAAAGCAAGUACUAUCAUUAGAGCAGAAACUUGAUACUACAAAAUCUGCACUCAGAGAGCAGAAAGAGCUUUGCAAAAAUCUAGGAGACCAUGUUAAGCAACUUGAAAAAAGGCUGGAAGAAACCAAAUGUGAAAAAACAGAAAUAAUAAAUCGACUGACGAGAAGCCUAGAAGAAAGCCAAAAGCAAUGUGCAAAUUUACUGCAAACAGGCUCAAUGCAGGAGACAAAUCAGUUACGGUUUCAGUUGCAACAAGCUCAGUCUGCACACAUGAUGAGCAACGACAUGAACAAGGCUUUGCAGGAAGAAUUAACGGAACUGAAGGAAGAAAUAGCUUUGUAUGAAUCUGCUGCCAAGCUUGGAGUAUUUUUGAAUGAUGCAAGUGGAGAGCAGCAUAUGAACCUGGGUGAAUCCUAUGUAGAUUUGGGAAUUAAAAAAACCACUGGGAAGAAACCAAAGUUCUGCAGUGCAAUACAGAACAGAGACAUGGAUAAAGAACUCUCCAAAGAUGAAAUUAUUGUAGAAUUAAAAGCUGAGCUGGAACGUUUAUUAAACAGUAAUAAAAUGAAGAGAAACCAGGUUACUCAGUUACAAAAUGAUCUUAAAGAUUGCCAGAAGACACUAGAGGAAUACAAACUGAAAGCAGAAAAAGCAUCAAAAGAGUCAGAGCCUGUCACAAAUCUAACUGAUACUUCAGUGGCUAGUCCUUUGGUUUCUGAUAAUCUAAAGGAAGAAGUUCUGAGACUCAAAAAGGCUAAUGAAGCUUUGCUACAGGAAGUUGAGGCCCAUGCUUUGACUAUUGAAGAACUGAAGGAAAAUGAGGAAAAACUGAAAAGCUUAAAUCAAGAUCUCUGUUGUCAGAUGAGAAAGAUGGUUCAAGAUUUUGAUCAUGAUAAACAAGAAGCCAUUGACAGAUGUGAAAGAACUUACCAGCAACAUCAUGAAGAUACAAAGGCACAUUUUGAGAAAGACCUGAUGGAGAGGUUUGCUGUGGAGAAGCAGCAGCUUAUUCAGAUCUAUGAAGAGACAAUCUCGCAGUUAAAGGCUAAUAUAGAGGAGCUGAACAAAGAGAUGACUGCAGUGAAGGAAUGUUACAUUGGAGUCUGUGGGGAGAAGGACACCUUGGAAUCUACUUUAAGGAAGAAGUUUGAACAAGAGCAGCAGUUGAAGGAAGAAAAGCUCAAGAAACAGCUAGUAGAAGAAAAAGAAGUCUCUCUUAAACUUCUGAGGAGUGAGCUUGAAGAGAAACACAGCAGGUCAAUGAUAGCAGCAAAGAGGAAGUGGCUGGAAGAACAAGAACAGCAGGUUGAAGAGAAAGUUGCAUUAGCUAAAGUUGACUGGGAGAAGGAAGAAAAAGAGAAUAAAGAACAAGUCUUUGCAAAAAUAGAAAGAGAAUGGCAAAGUAGGCUGGAAGAAAUGAGAAGAACUAUAGUUGAAUGUAAUGACUGCAGCUGCCAAACUGACCAAGUAACAGCUGUGGAUGAUGUUCCAACUAAAGAGUUAGAAGGGACUGUCGAAGACCAGAGGCUGCAGAUCCAGAAGGCUCAGAGAGAAAAUAUGGCCUCUGAAGAGGCCUUAAAAGAAUUUGAAUUAGAACUGGAAAAUAAAUACCGUAAAAAUCUUGCCAGCCAGGUAGAUGCAGCUUUAACCCAAGCUCAUGCCAAGUGGCUGCAAGAAUUAACAGACCUCAAAGAGUACAAACUAAAUCUAAAGAUAGAAAAAGAAAAAUGGGAAAAAGAACACCAAGCGACCACAGCAAAGCAGUUAGCCCUAGUUCUCUCAGCUGCUGAGGAGAAAUGGAAGAAGGAACAUGAGAGUACAGAGAGAUCUGGACCAAGAGUGAAAGAACUUGAAGAAAAGAUAAUUUCUCUCAGGAAGGAAUUGGAGCUAAAGAAAGAAGAAAUCCCUGCAGCCAUCAAAGCAGAACUAGCAAAGGCCCGUGCACAGUGGAACAAAGAAAAGCAAGAGGAAAUCCUGCAGAUACAAGAGCAAAAUGAGAGAGACUACAGAUCAUUCUUGGAUGAUCACAGAAACAGGAUUAAAGAGGUACUUGCAACAGCAAGGGAGGAUCUUGCAAAGCAGAAGAAUGAUCUCUCCAUUCAGAAAGAAGCAGAAAUAAAGAUGUUACUAGACCAAAAGCAGCAAGAAUGGGAGGCUCAGGAAGCCAAGAGACUGCAGGAUGAAGUUAAUCGCUAUGAGGAGAAGACUCUGGUUGAGCUUGAGUACCUGUUGAGUGAACUUCAUGAAGAACUAGUCAAGUGCACACAUAGUCAGCAUUCUUUGAAGGACAAGUGUUUUGACUCUCAUGUUCAAUUAAACAGUCAGUGCAAAGACAAACUGAAGGCCUGCUUACAGAAGGCCUAUAGGACCACAGUUUGCACAAUUCUGGAAAAGAAAGAGCGAGAAUGGAAAGAGAAGUAUGAAGAGUUAGUGAGUAAUGCAAAUAAAGAAUCAUACCCUUACCUGCAACACGGUGCAGGAGACCCUGGGGACAUGGCCAGAACUCCUUUGUGCAGUGUUGGACACCGAGCAGAAGCACAAAGGAGAUUAGGAAGACGGACACCCUUGCAGGAAACUGGAACAGACAAAGCAGUUACUGUUGCAAGUGAGAAAUGUACAAAAAGGAGUCUUGGGUCUCAGGAAGAUUUUUGCUGUGAACACUGCUGCCAGGAGCUUGAAAAAAGGGAGGCCAUGUGCCAGGACUUGAAAAGAGAGCUGGAGAUGGCCCACAAACAUCUUCAGCUUGCUGUAAAGCAACAUGAGGCUAAGUCAGAGCAUAUCCAAGAAAAUGAGAAGGCUCUAAUUACAGAAAACUCUGAGAUGAAGACUAAACUGAAUGACCAGGGGUCACCACCAAGGAUGCUGUCAAAGGGAGGCAUCUCAAAACCUUGUGCAUCCUCUGACUCCGUGAAAGGUCUGGAAGAAAUGCGUGCUCACUACAUCAAAGCUGUGAGCAAGAUUAAGUGCGACAUGCUUUGUUACAUCCGUGAAAGCAAGGAACGAGCUGCCGAGAUGAUUAAAGUGGAGGUUCUGAGAGAGCGCCAAGAGACGGCGCGGAAAAUGCGCAAAUACUAUUUGACAUGUCUUCAACAGCUCCUGACUGACAAUGGGAAACAUGAAGGAGCUGAAAAGAAAAUAAUAAAUGCUGCCAGCAAACUGGCUACAAUGGCUAAGGGACUUGAAACACCUCUUCGACACAUUCCCCAGGGCAAAUCUACCCGCUCAGCUCUGCAUUUAGUUUCUGAGCCUGGAGCUGAGUGCUCCAAAAGAGAUCGUGUGCUUCGGACCAGGUCAAACCAUAUGGAAAGCAAAUCAUGUGGUGAAAGCAGUACUGAGACAGCCAGUGAUAAAGUUGUCCAGAAGUGUGUGCCACGUGACUUGAGACAGCAGUUUGAUGCAACACAGACCGUAACUCAACAUAUGCUUCAUGAAACAGUGACUGCGGGUGUUCAGAAGAAUUCUAAAAGUCUGGAUGGUGCUUCUAGAGGUGCUCUACCAGAGUUUUAUCCAAAUGAAGAUGGAAGAAGAGGAAAAUAUGGCCCUAUUGUAAAUGUAGACAAAGGACCUUUGCAUGCUGCGAGUAAUACAGCACAUCAGCAUGCUCCUCCAUCUGCUUGUCAGGGAACAUUAGAACAUAUGCAGGAACCCAGAGUUACAAAUGGCCACACCAGCUCUGGGCCAGCUCAUCACAUGCUUAAGGGCAAGAAUGGAAGAACAGUCUCAAAAGAGGAUAAAUAUAUCCAAUCAUGUGGAAAAUGGAAAACUAAGUCUAAGAGAACUCAGGAAUUUAAUUUUAAAGACACUCCAGGAAGAGAUGAAGGAAGCAGCAGUGAAUGGAGUUCUGGGAAUGGAAGCCUGUAUCUGGACUGUGGUGAUUUGCCUCUCUUGUAUCCUCAACAAAAAGCCAGUAGUAAUGUCCAAGCACAGACUGUAUAUUGUGAAGAGUUUCCUCACAUCAGGUCAUCUUCCCCUGCAGAUGAAAAUGUUACAUCUUGGAGAGACAUUUCGAGUGGCAAUGGCAAGUUUCUCAGCACAUAAAGCAGCACAAAAGUUUACAGUAGAGACCAGCAGAUAACAAACACAGAGCAUGCUUCAAUCCUCAACUCUGACAAAUCAAAUUCUGCUGUCCCACAACCCAAAGCAUCAUCAGAUUCAGAUGGAGGAAAAUACUGCAACAAAUGCUUGGAGAAAAAUGGUGUGGGAUCCCAAGUCUCAUCGGCAAGAUAAUGAUUUUUAAUAGUCCACUUUCUAACUUGAACUGAUACCAGAAAUUCCUUGUUUGAAGGAAAAGAAGAUUAACUUGAUGUUUAAAUAAAAGUGUGAGGAUUGAGGAAAAUCUGUUCUACUGUGUCCAUUUCAUGAUCUUGAAUGUUACGUGAACAAAUUUUAUCAAGUUACUUGAAAUAUUAAUACAGACUUUUGUUUACCUUUGUAAUAACACUUUCAUAGUUGUUUAUAGUGUAUUAUACACAAAUUUAUUAAACAGAAUCUAUUUUUAUAUUCAA
This is a messenger RNA of Pseudopipra pipra, 6104 nucleotides long. RefSeq names its product centrosomal protein 152 (gene CEP152). The record is from RefSeq and is a predicted model, not a curated record. The transcript has 28 exons. Gene Ontology annotation, biological process: centriole replication. Bases 457 to 5637 code for a protein of 1726 amino acids. Gene Ontology annotation, cellular component: centrosome. Lineage: Eukaryota; Metazoa; Chordata; Aves; Passeriformes; Pipridae.